UGUUUCACUCGACGGUCGACAGUAGUUGCACAGCAUCCACAAGUAAAAGUGUUUCAGCCACUCCGCACGAUGCCGCGUCCGAAUUUCGGAAUGGUUAUCUUGCUUUUUAUAUUUAUUUCAGCUAAAGUUUCUUCCCCUGAUCCACUCGAGAGACUGAAGCGGCAGUUGCUUUAUAAAAGUGGCACUGAAGUGGAGGUAACACUCUUGUUAAACCUGGUGAUGACGCUGCCACUGAAUGACCCGACCUACAGCAUCUCGAUGGGCUUUUUCCUCGAGGGCAACUACGACCUGCCACCCUACAACUCGCAGGCCAUCUACUCCAAGCCCUGGGACUCGCUGUUCGAGGCGGCCGCCAACAACAAGCGACGGGCGGCCAGCAGCAGGCGAUCCUCGCGAGCCACAGUAUACCGGGCCGUCGAGGGCCUUUUUGAGAGGGUCGGCCGCCUGCCCGGCCGCGCCUGCCUCCUCCGCAGCAUCUGCGAGGCGGCCGCCUGGCCCGUGGACCACGACGGCCUCGUUGGACAACUUGCCCACGCCAUUCUCACUCCUUCAAGCACAGUUGAGAACGGCCUAUUACAUGCGGACUAUUUAGCGGCUGAGCAAUUGGGUCGGACAGGAAACGAGUGCAGCCAGUACUUUGCAAGCUGUCCAAAAACUCCACUGGAUAUGGUCUCAACCCUCAUGUCUUUGUCGCUUACAGAUAUUGUUGACUUCUUUUGAAAUAAAUUGUUUAAUUUUUAAC
This is a messenger RNA of Cloeon dipterum, 742 nucleotides long. RefSeq lists its product as uncharacterized. Lineage: Eukaryota; Metazoa; Arthropoda; Insecta; Ephemeroptera; Baetidae. The coding region runs from base 70 to 720 and encodes 216 amino acids. The record is from RefSeq and is a predicted model, not a curated record. The transcript is spliced from 3 exons.